This is a messenger RNA of Suillus fuscotomentosus, 2322 nucleotides long. RefSeq lists its product as uncharacterized. The transcript is spliced from 15 exons. The coding region runs from base 1 to 2322 and encodes 773 amino acids. The record is from RefSeq and is a predicted model, not a curated record. Lineage: Eukaryota; Fungi; Basidiomycota; Agaricomycetes; Boletales; Suillaceae.
AUGGCGUCAAUCAUCUGGACUUUAUUUUCGGUCGAUGAUAUCAAAGUCGAACAUCACCCCAAUAGCGGGAUCCCAACAAAAGUUCACAUGUUCAGUGAUUUCAAGUGCCAUCCAGCCCAUUACUCCUCAUGGUCCGCUCCUGAACCUGAUGCCCAACCUUGGCAUCCCUUCAAGUCUUGUUUGGAAUUUGAUAUUGCUGAAAUCGCCCUUGAAGCAGCCCUCAAUAAUGCUCAGACUGAUCAUCUCCUUGACAUCUGCCACUGUUGUGUGCGGCAGUCAGAGAAAUUCACUUUCCAGAACCAUAAGGAUGUCUGUGCUAAGUGGGAUGCGGCCUCUCAGCGUUUUACAAAAGAUGUGGUUUCAAUACCCUUUGCUGAUGCAUCUUGGGACUUUGAUGUCUACUAUCGUGAUCUUUGGGAGUGGGCCACCGACCUCCUCCACGAUCCUUAUCUAUUUCCUCACUUUCAUUUCGAUGCUCAACGCUUGUCAAAAUUCAAUGGCCGGUCAUUUGAACACUUUGUAGAUGAGCCCUUUAUGGCUCAAAACUUCUGGGAUGCUCAAUCACAACUGCCGCCUGAUGCAAAGCCCCUCGUGUUCAUCUUGUAUGCUGACAAGACGAAGUUAUCAAGUUUUGGUACUGUGAAAGGCUACCCUGUCGUUGUGCAAUUAGCCAACUUACCCACUGACAUUCGCAAUGUCAGGGGACAGGUGGUGAAGGAAGAUAAGCAACACUCUGGCAAGCCAGCAUGGGCCAACUUCAAGGCCACGGUAUGGCACAAGUGCUUUGAAAGGAUCCUCUCUUUGCUAGCGGCAAAAUCCAAUACAGGACAAUGGCUCGAGUGUUUAGAUAGGCUUCAGCACUGUUUUUUCCCCUUAAUACUAAUCUUAUUGUCCGAUUUUGAGGAGAAGUCUACAAUGUCACUCGCUCAAGGUGUCAGGGCCCUUUGGCCAUGCCCCAUCUGUUUGGCUAUCCUAGCAACUGCACGAGCAAAGGAAACUGCAGAAGAGAGGGAGGAGAUACUAAAAGAGUACAGACUUCGUGAUAUCCUGAAUGCAUUGUGGACAAUGAAGUCCACAGAUGUGCAUUGUGCACUAUCAUGGGACAAACUGCACUUUCACUCUGGUGGUGAAUGGUCGGAUCACUUGUGGGUCGAGCUUCAGAAACAUAUCAGUAGUCUUGGAUGCGACAAAAUCUCUCAAGUAGAUAAGAACUAUCAAGCUUUUCCUCGUUGGCGAGAUCAGAAGCACCCAAACCAAGUAAUGAACAUUGCAUUUACGGACAACUCCAUGCAUGAAGACAUUUCAAAGAUGAUCAUAUAUGCUACUCAUGACAUUCUACCCGAGCAGGACUGUCCUCUCAGUUAUUUACUCCUUCAUUGUGUCUGUCUUUACCUCGAACUCGAUAUGUAUGCCUCGCUUGAAGUUCAUACAGCCGAAACUAUCAGCAGUGGCCAUCAUACGCACCGCAUGUUUUCGGCCAUUUUGCAUGUAUGUUUCAUCAAAGGAGCGAUGUGGAACUACAAUACAAAGCCGAAUGAGAAGAUGCACAGCUCAUUGAAGGAUUCAUAUUUGCUGCGGACCAACUUUCAUGAUGUAGCAGAGCAGAUCCUUCGAAUCAAUCAGUGGCAAGUCAUUGCGGAUCAUAUCUGUCAUCGCUUGUUUGAAUUUGACGAGCAUCAACGUCAAUUACAUGCAGAUGACUUGCUGGAGUCGGAAGAAGACUUCAUCGUGCAUGUUGUUGAGCGCCCUAUUUCAACUAACAGUUCCUUUCAUGUCAAGCUUGGAUCGAAACAACCUUUGGAGACCUUUGAUGCGAUUGAGAAACUUCAUCAGGACGACCAAGCAUUUCAUAAUUUUCAUAUCAAUCUCAAUGAAUUUCUUAACAUUCUAUUACCCUCAUCGGAUAUACCGCUACCUGAAGGAAACAAUAAGAUUACAGAGUACCGAUUUCUUUGUGUCAACUAUGAAUCGAUGGUCAACUGGUGCCAACACACAGAUUAUCUUCGGUGCAAUCCCCUUUUCUUUGGUUCUCCAUGCUUUGACUGUGUCUUCAUUCAGCAGACAGAAGAUAAAGUCAUUCUUGGCCGGCUACUCUUCCUUUUUGAAUGUCUGAUUGGGGACCGCAAUUUUCCCCUUGCUCUUAUUCACCCUUUUGAUGCUCCCACCGAGGCACAGUUUUUUUCAGUCAGAUCAAUCAUACGUGGAGCACUUCUGGUACCAGAUGGACCUUUAGAUUACCUUGUAGUUGAUACUGUGGAUACUGACAUGUUUCUUUGCAUGAAGAUGAUGCAUUUGGAGGCAGGGCACAUUGUGCGUGUUUGA